Molecule: messenger RNA, 7866 nt
Organism: Oncorhynchus gorbuscha (pink salmon)
Lineage: Eukaryota; Metazoa; Chordata; Actinopteri; Salmoniformes; Salmonidae
Product: zinc finger and BTB domain-containing protein 20-like
Exons: 5
Coding region: 469-2523 (684 amino acids)
Biological process (GO): regulation of cytokine production; regulation of immune system process; negative regulation of transcription by RNA polymerase II
Molecular function (GO): protein binding
Source: RefSeq, a predicted model, not a curated record
AUGAAGGUAGGCUGCAGCGUGUGUUUAUUGAUGAGAUGAAAGAAGAUGGAAGUGAGAAAUGAAAUAAAGUAAGGGAAAAUAUUAAACAAUUCGAAGCCUUGCCGGGGAAAAACCGGGGAAGCUGUGAAUCGCUGUCGCCAUUGGAAAAAAAGCUUAGGACAGCAGCGAUACGUCUGGAUUGGCUCACGAAGACACUGCCAGGACAUCAAAUGUGAUCUGUGAUGUCAUUGCAAGGUGGGGAGGUUUUGGAGGUGUCCAGUUUAAAUUGAAAGGGCGGUAUUGAAGAGACCACUGUGGCAGAGCGACCUGUGAUAGAGGCAAGCAGAGAGGACGGAAGGUAUUGCACUGGUCUUCUCUCAGCCACCUCCACCAGGAACCUGUAGCAGUGUGUCCUGUACCUCAUCACCAGCCUCACACACAUCUUCCCAACCAAGCGUCAUCUGACUGUGUGACAUCAGUUGCAAGGGGAUGACCGAGCGCAUUCAUAACAUCAAUCUCCACAACUUCAGCAAUUCUGUACUUGAGACCCUCAAUGAGCAGCGCAACCGCGGGCACUUCUGUGACGUGACUGUUCGGAUCCAUGGAAGCAUGCUGCGAGCCCACCGCUGCGUGCUGGCCGCUGGGAGCCCCUUCUUUCAGGACAAGCUGCUCCUGGGCUACAGUGACAUUGAGGUCCCCUCGGUGGUCUCGGUGCAGUCCAUCCAGAAGCUGAUAGACUUCAUGUACAGUGGGGUCCUGCGGGUUUCCCAAUCGGAAGCUCUCCAGAUCCUCACUGCUGCCAGCAUACUGCAGAUCAAAACGGUCAUCGAUGAGUGCACCCGCAUCGUGUCCCAGAAUGUGGGCCUGGCCGGGCCAGGGGGGUUCCCUGUCAACCCAGGAGACUCUGGGCAGGAGACGCCCCGGGGCACACCUGAGUCAGGCACCUCUGGGCCCAGCAGCGAUGCAGAGUCAGUGUACAUGCAGGCCACGUCCCAGCAGAACCUAGAGCGUGCGUACACAUCGCAUUACUCCUACUCCGGCCUUUCACUGCAGAAUGGAACCCGUGAGCGCUCCCACUACGUAACCAGUAUGACAACAAGCUACGACCCAGCCCUCGGCACGCAGAAGGACCAGCAUGACCAGGACCCGCCGUGGAUCACCCGCAUCCAUGAGAGGUCACAGCAGAUGGAACGCUUCCUAUCCACUCCUGAGACCACCCACUGCCGCAAGCAGCCCCGACCGGUACGCAUACAGACAGGAGGCGUUCACAUAAAGCAGGAGGCAGAGGACGAGUACAGCAGCUAUGGUAUGGAUGAGUGCACAGAAGACACAGAACACGUUGAGGGUGUGGAGAGUGAGCCGAAGGGUGAAAGCUUUGACUCAGGGGUAAGCUCCUCCAUCGGUACUGAGCCAGACUCCGUGGAUCAGCAGCAGUACCUGCUUGGCUUUGGGAGGGAAGGGGUUGGAGAGGGGCAACAGUGCGAGGGGACCCCAGUGCAGAUCGAUGUCAAUGACUCCUCCCCAGAGCAGAUGCAUGAGACGGAGGACAGGGGCACAUCCCACGGCACUAGCGACAGUAACAUGUUGCAGCCCCUGCCCAACCCAAUCAUGGCCCAGUCCCUGCCAAGUGCCCCACUCUAUAUGCGCCAGGCCGAAUCCCACACCAGCAACCUGAGGAUGCCGCUCACCAUGACCAGCAACACCCAGGUAAUGGGCACGGCCAGCAACUCCUACCUGCCCAACCUCUUUGCCACACAGUCGGCCAGCAACAACAAGCCCUUCCUCUUCAGCCUGCCACAGUCCAUGGGAGGCCAACAGACCCAGUUUGUGGCCGUGCCGCCCCCUUGUAUGCCCCCAUUCUCUCAGCAGUUGAUGGUACAGCAGCAGGCAGCGCGGGAACAGCAACAGGCGGCCCAGAUGGGACAGGGGGAGAAGAAGCCCUAUGAGUGCACUCUAUGCACUAAAACCUUUACUGCUAAACAGAACUAUGUCAAACACAUGUUUGUGCACACUGGUGAGAAACCACAUCAGUGCAGCAUCUGCUGGCGCUCGUUCUCCCUGAAGGAUUACCUAAUCAAACACAUGGUCACACACACAGGGGUGCGUGCCUACCAGUGCAGCAUCUGCAACAAACGCUUCACCCAAAAGAGCUCCCUCAACGUCCACAUGCGGCUGCACCGUGGAGAGAAGUCCUACGAGUGCUACAUCUGCAAGAAGAAGUUCUCGCACAAGACCCUGCUGGAGAGACACAUGGCUCUGCACAGCACAGCGGGCGCCGUCACAGGUCUGUCGGGGGCAGCAGGCGCCGGUGGUCCCGUCUCCAUCCCCAUGGCCGUGCCCGAACCCGGCGCCGGAGUGGUGGCCCUCGCCAUGCCCGUCAGCGGAGGUGCCGGAAUAGGGGGUGGGGUCGGAACAGGAGUGGGUGUGGCUGCGGAGGCAAGCUGCCAAGAAGGGACCACCUACGUGUGCUCCGUCUGUCCUGCCAAGUUCGACCAAAUUGAGCACUUCAAUGACCACAUGCGAAUGCAUGUCUCCGACGGAUAAGUACAAAUAGAUGCACUUCUUUUAAAAAAGAAUGAAAAAGAAAAAUGGCACUAGAUUUUUUUAUUUUGGGGCAUGAAGAGUAAUGAGUAUAGACACUGGCACAUUAAGUUUCCCAGAAAGGAGUUUUUUUUGUUGUUAUUCUAAAAGAAAAACAAGAUGGUGGCCUUAAGGCUUUGUAGUUUGAUAUUGAUCCACUGGAUGGAUCCUUACUACAGGCCUCUAAAUGUAUGCUUUCCUAAAAUUACUGAUUUAUGUGUUGAACACUACCGAAAGGCCUACGAAAGAAACACACACAUACACAAAUUCAAACUUACACACCUAUAUACAGUAUAGAUAUAUGUUUGUAUGAGUGUAUGUGUUCAUGUGUGUAUGUGUGUGCUUGUGUAUUUGUAUGUGUGCGUGACUGCUUGUGUGUGUGUGUGUGUGUGUGUGCGCGUGUGCAAACAUUGCCAUGGAAUUUCUAACAUGGUAAAUGUGAUCCCAUAUUGACCGUUUUGGGCACUAUAGGCGUCCAAGCUUACUGUGGUAUGAUUUUCAAAAAAAAAAAAAAAAGAUCUGGCUUGGGCUAAAGAUUCCCUCUUAAAAAACAUUGUUGGUCACAAGUUUGCCUUCUUAUGUCGGAUAAGAAAAGGAGAGUAAUUCAUUUGACACUGGGUUUUUAUUUAUUAUUAUGGUAUCGAGGGAUUAAAAUGCAGCUGUUGUGGAGGUACAAGAUGAUUUGACUAAUUGUACUGAAAUGUAACUUCCUGUGAGUGGGCAUAGGAAUGGUUAUUUGGUUACUGUUUUACUGUCCAUGCAAUUUGAUGGUUCAGGUUAAGUUGACGAAAUUAGCGUUGUUGAUAAGACAGUAUUUGAGCAACAAACAAACAAAAAGUAAUUAUUGUUAGGAGUUUAUUUCGUUUGCAUCCACUGCCACUAAUAUCUUAGAAGACUGUUCAGGCUAUAACUUAUUAACAGAAGACAGAAGAAUGUUCUUCUUGACUUAAUCUGUUUCUAAAUUAUGGGUUUAGUUCUAUGAAGAUGAUUUGACAUGUGCAGUUGUGGCAGGCUUGAGUAUGUCACCAGACUUAUCAUGAUUGCUGCUCCCACAACGUGUACCAGACUGUUAUCAGCUGUAGAUUACGACGCGAUUCGUCAUUAUUACUAUUAUCGUUCAAAUGAUUUAAAAAAAUAUAUAUAUAUGAUUUGAUAAUGGAAUGAUUUACCAAGGAAGUUUAAGACAGCCGUCAAAUGGAUUAACGGUGAAUUGAGAAUGAUUCUGUGAACUUGCAGUGGACAGAAAUAUCAUCCUAUGACCUAAAACUCUUGUCUACCCUGUUCCUAAGGAUAUGACCCAGCUAUUUGAGCAGGUGGAGAAAAAUGAAAUGCACUACUCCUGAAAUCUUAGCUCCACCUGGUGGCCCAAAUGACAUGCAGACAAGCGAGACACGAGGCAAAAUAAAGCAUGAUAACAUAUACCCGGGUCAAUAAUUAGCCUACUUCAUAAUAUACCACAAUUUGCAGAUGGACUUUCCAGACAAUAAGAUACAUUCCUGUUUUCACCGGAUACCUAGACACAAGUGUGUACAGAAUAGAUUUGGGAGUAGGGAGUGGGGAGACCGUUCGAGUGUCACGUCACUCAAAGGCUCUGCUCUGAUCUUUGUCUUGUUGUUCUUGCAUUUUAUCCAAAAUAAGACAGACACGUCUGCCUGCAACUGCAAUCUGACGUUUUUGCUCAUUUCUUUUGAGUAGACACUUUUUUUUUUUUAGUUACAACGAUGAGAUCGUAACUAACCACAAUUACAGUACAGUCUGAAAACAAUAUGUUGUAGAUAGAAACAAAGUGCUGCAUUGCAAAUUUUCUUCAAAUGCCUGUGCUUAAUAUUGAAUUGUUUUACUUAAGAAAUUAAAUUCUAUGAUUUUCGUUUUUUUUUAUUUUCUAAAGGAAAAAAAAAAUAAUCUUAAAAGCUUGAUAAGAGGACUGCAUUAUUUUCUUGCAUAUGUGUUGCACUGCUUAAACCGAUAAGUGCACUACUGUUACCAGAGAUAUUUUAGUUUUAGAGAAUAAUAAUCAUUUUUUAUCGAAUGUUUGGUUGUAGAAUUCACGUAUUAGAGUAGCUUUUGUUCUAUUUUUCGAUAAGGUAAUUCAACGUUUCUUGGCUUUUGUUAUUGCUUGCUACUCUAUGUAUUGACUUGUGCCGUGUUUGUGCAAGCAUUUAUUUUUUAUUCAAAUCCGAACCAUCGUGUGAGCUUCUCUCUGUUUUUACCCUUUUUAAAUGCAUUCUUUUCAGGAAUUAAUCCCUUCUAACAGCAGUUAUCACACUGCAUACAUUAGAACAGAUGCUGAAUUUUCAUACAAAAAGCAUUCAUGCCAAAUGAUACACCCCCCCCCCCAAAAAACCUAACUUUUUUUUAUAUAAAGUGUGCGUGGACAUAAAUGAUACACAUAAAUCAUAGGCGUGUUUUAGACAUUUCUUUGGGAAUAAGAGGGUGGGUGGGAGAUUGUACGAAGCUUAUUUGCUAUUUGUAAAUUGUUUCACAAGUGUGUGUCUCUUGUGUUUUGUAUGUCUGUGUGAGUGUUUGUGUGUGUUGUAUAAUCAAACUGUUGGUGUCCCAAGUGGACGUGUAAUACCUGAACUGUAGGGCUUCCUUUGCAAUAUGCAGUGCAGGUACUAUGAGAAGCAGCUUUUGCUAACCCUCAUGGGCUAAUAAACACAUUUGUGAUGCACAUUUACGAAGACAUCUAUUGAUCAAACAUUGAUACUGGUAAAUACACUGCCCCUAUUGGAAGAAGUAUAUGGCAUUUUGUGCCUAGUGCUUUAGUUAGCUUCAUUCAGCUGGUUGCUAUUUGAAAAGGCAAGGUGUACCUGAGAAAAGUCUCCCACCAGCUUCACUGUGUUCUAUCUUUGUCUCUUUCAAAUGGGAAAAACAAGGACGUGAUGAGGGACUGUAAAUUAACAUAGAUCACAAAGUUGGGAUCUCCUCAUAUCAGAAACAACGGACCUACUGCAUGCAUCAGAGCGGUGUCUUCAUAUUAUGUCAUAGUCUCCAUCUGGUCACUGAAUAGCAUGUGGUUGUCAAAGCGAAGGAAACGAUAUGCACUCCCCUACGUGUUUUGUGGAACAGUGAAUCUACAUGUUUAAUUUGUCUCUAUACCCCAGCAUAUUAUCAUACAUAACUGUUUUACCGUUUAGAAAUGAAAGCACGUUAUGUAUGUAGUCCCCCCAGUUGAACGUAUUAGAAGUAUUUGGACGAAUUCACUUACAGUGUAUUAUAUUUAGUCGAAAGUUUAUUACUUGGUCCCAUAUUCCUAACACACAAUGAGUACAUCAAGCUUGUGACUACAAACCUGUUGGAUGCAUUUGCAGUUCAUAUUGGUUGUGCUGUUGUGCUGUUGUGCUGUUGUGUUGUGCUGUUGUGCUGUUGUGCUAUGCCCACUAGAAAUGAAUGUGUAGUGUAUUUUGGAGACACCUUCAUUGUAAAUUACAAUAUCAUAUUUCUGAACGAUUAUAAAUUAAGGUGGAUGCUACCAUGAUUAUGGAUAAUUAUGAAUGAUGUGUGAUAAAGUUACAGAGACAUAAAUAUCAUGCCCCCCCCCCCCAAAAAAAAUGGUAACCUCCCUGUUAUUGGUAAUGGUGAGAGGAUAGCAUGUUUUGAGGGAUCUUUGUGCAUCUGUAACUUGGUACAUUAAUGUAAAAGUGUCCAGAAACAUAUUCUUUUCUAAUUUACAAUAAAAGCGACACCAAAAUGGCACAAUAAGUAUUCACUAUAAGUGAAUUUGUCCAAUAUUUAAAAUGGGGAGGACGAGAUACAUAAAGUGCUUUAAUUUCUAAGCGGUAAAUAUUCUGUACUGGCGCUUCAUAAGACAAUAUUAAACGUUUUAGCUUCGCUGUCCAUAUAAAUACGUAGGUGAGUGUAUGUGACUUGUGAUUGGCCAGCAGUGUGUUAUCCUCUGCUGCAGAGAUCUCUAGGGGGAACAUAAGCCUAUACCUGCUUCUACUCUAUAGCUUCAAUUGCCACACUAAGUCAAGGAACACUGAAUGGCUGCAUGCAAUGUUAAUUUGUCUCUAUUCUUGGAGGACUCUCUGUAGGCGUAGGUUUGCUGAGGCAAUGUCCUUAACAGAUGGCUACAGUAUGUAAGGGACUGCUGUGAUCUAUUUUGAUCACAUGUUAUUGCUCUGGCAUACAGUUGUUGUUGUUGGUGUUGGUGGUAGUGUUCAGGGCCGUAAACCAGGGUCUUAGUCCGGACUGUUUUAAGAAAGCUGAAGCUCAUUUACUGCAUUUCGAUACAGUUUUUAAAAUAUUUUUUGAAAUGCUAUUUGGAGAACAGCAAACGUGACCCCAGCCAUUAUCACACUGGUCGCUGUAGCUUCAUUCACCUCAGUCCAUCUCCAAACACACAGCCUACUGGCUAUACAAUUAGCCGCUACACAUGAACUCAGAACUGGGAUGAAAAACUGAUUGAACGUACAGAGGGAUAUGUUGGCAGAAAAAAAGUAUUUCAUUAACGAAAAAGUAAACGACUGGGUUUGUUUUACAGAACAAUUGUUUUUGCAGUUUUUACAGCUAAUUUCCUGCCGUUCUCCACAUGUUGCCAUGACUUAUUCCAUGUGAAUGAUAUCUGAGUGAGAGGGACUAACUAAAUCAAUUGGAAUCCCCCUGGGGUGCCCUGCUUGCCCAGUCGGUAAUUCAGCCACGAUUACUACAAGUUUAGAUAGCUGGCUAGACUAACUAGACUCAUUUACCAAUCUAAAAAUGUGUUACUGACAUGGGCUAAUUGAGUGACUGUCAGUGAGUGACAUAUCACAACAGGAAAACUAGUGAUGCGCAACUACGCUUUGAAAUUGCACCUUGUGUAUUCUACUAUUCUAACUGUCAACAGUAAGUUGAGGCCCUGACAGAGUUCCAUCUUUUGAAUUUUUGUCCUACUAUGUGGUUUACUGCCUUGGUGGUUGUCUGCCUUAUGGAAUAAUAUAGAAAUGGUCAACCGUCUAGGCAGAGCAGUACAGUCACCAAAUGAGUCCCAGUAAACACAGUGUGUGCCAUGCACCGUGGAAAGCAAGUCCAACCUUCAGUUUCACAAAACCAGAAUAAUGAAUGCACUCUAUGAUAGCCAUGGAGCCAUCACUUAUUUAUAAUGAAACCAAGACCAGACAACAGUUGCUUCCAAGUAUAUUACCAGUGAGAUAAUCUAGCAUUAUUUUGUGAUUAUCAAGAUUAUCAAGUGAUAUCAAGUUUGGUUUACUUGGCAGUCUCAUACAGUCAGCCCAAAUGAUAUUUAUGUAACACAUGAAUCAAAUGCACUAUUGACUGUAGAUGUCUUUCUUAAAGUGCGUCAUUUUCUCGUUGUCACAGGUUGUUUAA